AUGAAUAUAUUAAACAGAAGAUUAUUAAGAAAUAGUAUUAAACCAAUAGGUAUAAUUAGAUUUAAUUCAAACCUCCCCGAAUCAAAUCAAUCAAAGAAACAACUACCAACAAAAGAAGAAUGGAAUCAUUUAAAAUUACAUAUUCCAGGCGAAGAAAUUCAAACAAAUACAUUAAAAGAUAGAAUCCCUAAAUGGCCAUUAAGUAAAGAAGCAGUUCCUACUUUAUUGCCAAGGCCUAAUGUACCACAAGUUGGUAAAAAUUUUACUUUUAAACAAGUUAUCACAAUUUUAAAAAAUAAAACAAAACCAGAAUUAAUAUAUGAAGCAGAACCACAUAGAUUAUACUUUCUUAUUUUCUUUGCAGCUGGAUUUGUAUUUUUUGUAUAUGGUUGUGUAUUAUUAGAAUGGUCUUGGUUUUUAUCUAAUAAAGAAUAUAAUGAGAAUGAAAAAGAAGAAACAAAUGAAACAAUAAGAAAAAGAGAUUGGUUUUUAUCAUUCGGUUUAUAUUUGGUCCCUUCAUUUGCAGUUUUCUCCUUAGCUUAUUUAUCAAUUAUUUUCCCUACUAAAUUAAUUAGAAGAAUGUGGUAUUUACCUGGUCCAAAAGAAUAUGUUAAAUUUACAGGGUAUCCUUUGAUCCCAGGAAAACCAACACCAGUAUAUACUAUCCCAUUAACCAAUUUAUCAAGAAGAAAAACAACUAGGAUAUGGACGGGAAAGGGAUUUUAUGGAACUUCAGAUAAGGGGUUUUUCUUUUUCGUAUUGAAUGAAAAAUUACCAUCAGGAAGGACUAAAUCAUGGAUAGUUGAUAGGAAAGGUUUUUUUUGGUCCGAUGGAAGAGUAUUUGAUUAUUUAUUCGGUAAAGAAUCAUUAAAAGAAGCAGAGGCUGGUAUUCCAUAUGAUCAACAAUUUAAAAUUAUAAAUAAAGAAUUAAAAAAGAAGAAAAAACAAUUAAGAGAUGAAAAGGGGACAUUUUGGAGAUAUAAAAUGAUGAUUGAUGAAGUGAAAACAGAUGUAAAUAAGGCUAAAAACUACAUAAGUGGCAAUAAGAAACAAUUGCCACCAAAGAGUAAAUAG
Messenger RNA from Insectozyma verbasci, 1074 nucleotides. NCBI's taxonomy places the organism in Eukaryota, Fungi, Ascomycota, Pichiomycetes, Serinales, Debaryomycetaceae. The record is from the annotation of a GenBank genome assembly.